This is a messenger RNA of Ostertagia ostertagi, 453 nucleotides long. NCBI's taxonomy places the organism in Eukaryota, Metazoa, Nematoda, Chromadorea, Rhabditida, Trichostrongylidae. The record is from the annotation of a GenBank genome assembly.
AUGGCACCAGGCUGGCCCUAUACAAUUCACUAUGUAUUCGAUGCGCCGUUAACGAAUGCCACAUCAGCAAAAAGCGUCAUCCUGUCGAGAGAUCGUGCAGACGUGCGUCUUCCACUGCAUCGACCACCUAUCAGAACGAAAGGAGCCUUGAACAGAUCAACAUAUCUGAUUCAGGUUUACCGACUGGACGAAGAGAUGUGGCGAGCACAUGGGGCUAGCCACAUAUUUAUGUACUAUCACUCCUCAACGCAUAAUGUCCGCCAAGUGCUACGGCAUUACGAACGAGAGGGUUUUGUUACAGUGAUCAGUUGGCCGUUACUUCCACGCUUCUCCAACAUCGAUCCAAAUCUUUCUGUGUACCGUCUCGCACAUUCGCUCGCCCAUAACGAUUGUGUACAAAGAAUUAACAGCGAGUUCGGAGCGCUGGUCGACAUUGAUGAACUCAUUGUGCCA